Messenger RNA from Danio rerio (zebrafish), 3735 nucleotides. The record is from RefSeq and is a predicted model, not a curated record. Lineage: Eukaryota; Metazoa; Chordata; Actinopteri; Cypriniformes; Danionidae.
UGGAGUGAAUGCAGGACGUGGGACUCUGAUGCUGAUGCUGGGGGACCCGCACAGUGAUGGAGCGGCGACGACGCUGAAAAGGAUGCACUAAACCCCCUUGUCAAUCAGCGAAGGGACUUUUCUCAAGAACACCAGACUCCCCUUGUUUCAUAACUUUGGGAGAUGUAUGGCAGCGCACGUGCCGUCGGCCACAUCGAGGGCAGUCCCGCUCGUUCCCCGCGGCUGCCCCGUUCUCCUCGAUUGGGCCACCGUCGAGCCAACAGCAGCAGUUCGGGUGGAAAAACCUUAUCCAUGGAAAACAUCCAGUCUCUCAAUGCUGCCUACGCCACAUCUGGCCCAAUGUACCUAAGCGACCAUGAAGGCGUUGGGUCCACGGCGACCUACCCUAAAGGCACCAUGACACUCGGUCGGGCCACGAGUCGUGCCAUGUAUGGCGGUCGGGUCACAGCGAUGGGAAGCACCCCUAAUAUCGCCACGGUGGGAAUCCCGCAUGCAGACCUUCAGUCUUAUGGAGACCUGGGCUCUCUGUCUCUGCUCCACCACCAAGGGACACCAUCAGCCCUGCUGCGUCAGGUGGUCCGGGGCGGCGGUGGGGAACUUCUGGAACUCCAAGCGCAGCUACGGGACAUGCAGAGGGAAAAUGAGCUGCUUCGGAGGGAGCUGGACCUGAAGGACAGUAAGCUGGGAUCCUCCACCAACAGCAUCAAGAGCUUCUGGAGCCCCGAGCUGAAGAAAGAGCGCAUAAUGAGGAAAGAGGAGGCGGCGCGCACUUCUAUCCUCAAAGAACAGAUGCGGGUGACCCAUGAGGAGAAUCAGCACCUGCUGGACUCCAGGAGGACGAAGCACCUCCAGCUGACCAUCCAGGCUCUGCAGGACGAGCUGAGGACCCAGCGAGACCUCAACCAUCUCCUCCAGCAGGAGAGCAGCUCGCGGGCCGGCGGAGGAGACCACUUUACCACCAUCGAGCUGACCGAAGAAAACUUCCGCAGGCUUCAGGCUGAACACGACCGACAGGCCAAAGAGCUGUUCCUUCUAAGAAAAACCCUGGAGGAGAUGGAGCUGCGCAUCGAGACCCAGAAACAGACGCUGGGAGCCAGAGACGAGUCCAUCAAGAAGCUGCUGGAGAUGCUGCAGAGUAAAGGUCUUCCUCCAGCUUCAGGACGGGCAUCAGAUGAGGAGGAGCAAGAGCGAGCCCGACGAAUCGCUGAAGCUGAAGCUCAGCUCGGACACCUGGAGGUCAUCCUGGACCAAAAAGAGAAGGAGAACAUCCAUCUCAGAGAGGAGCUUCAUCGGAGAAACCAGCUUCACCCAGACCCUGGAAAAACUAAAGCCCUUCAGACUAUCAUAGAGAUGAAGGACACCAAAAUCGCCUCCUUGGAGCGCAACAUUCGGGACCUGGAGGACGAGAUUCAGAUGUUGAAGGCGAAUGGAUUGCUGAAUACGGAAGACCGAGAGGAGGAGAUCAAGCAGAUGGAGGUCUACAAAAACCACUCCAAGUUCAUGAAGACCAAGAUUGACCAGCUCAAGCAGGAGCUCUCCAAGAAAGAGUCUGAGCUUUUGGCUCUGCAAACAAAACUGGAAACUCUGAAUAAUCAGAAUUCCGACUGCAAACAACAUAUUGAAGUGCUCAAAGAAUCCCUCACUGCCAAAGAGCAACGCGCUGCCAUCUUACAAACAGAGGUGGAUGCUCUCAGGUUGCGCCUUGAGGAGAAAGAAUCAUUCCUUAAUAAAAAGACAAAGCAGCUUCAAGACUUGACAGAGGAGAAGGGAACUCUGGCUGGAGAAAUCCGAGACAUGAAGGACAUGCUGGAAGUCAAAGAACGCAAAAUCAACGUCCUGCAGAAGAAGAUUGAAAACCUUCAGGAGCAGCUGAGGGAUAAAGAUAAGCAGCUGGGGAACCUGAAGGACAGAGUGAAGUCUCUACAGACGGACUCCAGCAACACUGACACUGCCCUCGCCACGCUGGAGGAAGCUCUGUCUGAGAAGGAGCGAAUUAUCGAGCGACUGAAAGAGCAAAGAGAGCGUGAAGACCGAGAGCGAAUGGAGGAGCUGGAUUCAUAUAAAAAGGAGAAUAAAGAUCUGAAAGAGAAGGUGAACACACUGCAGGUGGAGCUGACGGAGAAAGAGUCGAGUCUGAUAGAUCUGAAGGAACAUGCGUCCUCGUUGGCCUCGUCAGGCCUCAAGAAAGACUCCAAACUCAAGUCUCUCGAGAUCGCCAUCGAGCAGAAGAAAGAGGAGUGCAAUAAACUGGAGACGCAGUUACAAAAGCAGGCAGAGCAGCUGUUCAGUCAAAUGAACAACCCCAAGGCCCAUGAAGUGGAGGUGCAGCAGAGCUCGCGUGGAAACCCUGAGUACGUGGAUCGAGUCAAACUUCUGGAAAAAGAGGUUUCGUACUUCAAAGAUGAGUCCAGCAAAGCUCAGAACGAAGUGGAGCGGUUACUGGAGAUCCUGAGAGAGGUGGAGACCGAGAAAAACGACAAGGAUAAGAAGAUUCAGGAGUUGGAAAGUCUCGCUCCCAGGCAAACCAAGGAUCAAAUUAAAAAGGGCCCAGGAAUCAAGCUUGGCCCUCAGAUGGACAAAAAAGGCCCAGGGAACAUCUUGCAAGACCAGCGCAAGGAUAACCCAAUGGACAACCCAAAGAUGGAGGAGUUGAUGAAUGUUUUAGAGAAGACAAGGCAAGAACUGGAUGCCACCAAACAGCGUCUGUCCUCCACCCAACAGUCUCUGUCUGAGAGAGACGGCCAUCUGACCAACCUCCGACAGGAACGCAGAAAACAGCUUGAGGAGAUCUUAGAGAUGAAACAACAGGCUCUGCUCGCUGCUAUCAGUGAGAAGGAUGCAAACAUCGCUUUGCUGGAGCUUUCGUCCUCCAAUAAGAAGAAAACGCAGGAGGAAGUGCUGGCGCUGAAGAGAGAGAAGGACAGACUGAUGCAUCAGCUCAAACAGCAGACACAAAGCCGAAUGAAACUGAUCGCCGACAACUACGAGGACGACCAUUACCACCCUCACGCUCCACCUCCCCACAUGCAACCUCAACCACUUCACCCUCAACCCCAACCGCAGCCGCCAUACCCACAGGGCCCGCACCCCCAUCAGCCUCCAUACCCACACGCACCCCAUCCACAGCACCCACAGCCUCCUCCACACCACCCACAGCACCUGCAGCAGCCUCAACCACCCGGCCCACACCCUCCCCGACCCCAACAGCCUCACCCUCAGCACCAACAGCACCCUCAGCACCAACAACACCCUCAGCAUCCUCAACACCCUCAACAUCCUCAACACCCCCAACAUCCUCAUCCUGGGAUCCCCCCACAGCAGCAGCAGCAGCAUCCGCACCUCCAGCACCCUCACGGACCUCCACCUCAGCAGGGCCCUCACCCUCCCCAGCCUAUGCCCCACCCGCAGCAACACCCGCAUCACCCUCCACACCCCGGGCCUCAGGGGCCUCACCCUCGACACCCUCCACCACAUCACCGGGGGCCCGGACGCGGACAGCCUCAUCCCGGACACAGACCUUCCCCAGACCAGGAUGAUGAAGAAGGAAUUUGGGCUUAACCAUUACCAAACCAAAGCAAUGAUGUUGUUCUAUGGGACAGUUCAGUCACUUAUGGAGGAGCACAGCCAUGCCAUACUGAUGAUAUUCUACAUCGUUCACUCUGCCAGUCUUUACUUACAAUCAGACUCACUGUUUUUUGGAUGGGGCCCCAUUUAUUUCCAUGCAUUGAGGAUAAA